Akanthomyces muscarius is the source of this 1254-nucleotide messenger RNA. RefSeq lists its product as uncharacterized. The coding region runs from base 1 to 1254 and encodes 417 amino acids. NCBI's taxonomy places the organism in Eukaryota, Fungi, Ascomycota, Sordariomycetes, Hypocreales, Cordycipitaceae. The record is from RefSeq and is a predicted model, not a curated record. Gene Ontology annotation, molecular function: ATP binding; cAMP-dependent protein kinase activity. Gene Ontology annotation, biological process: peptidyl-serine phosphorylation. Gene Ontology annotation, cellular component: nucleus; cAMP-dependent protein kinase complex. The transcript has 4 exons.
AUGAACACCCAGCAACCCGACGCUGCCGCUGUCAAUAAUAACAAUUAUCCCAAUUCCCAUUACCCCGCCAACCUCGUCCCUCAGAACCUCCAUGCCGCCAGCGAGAGCCCUGGUACCGACCACGAGCGUCUUCGACAGCAGCAGCAGCAGGCUCAUCCUGUCCCUGGCGCCGUCAUGCAGCCCCAACACCAGCAACAGGUGCCUCUCUACCAGCAGGCUCAGCAGAUGCAGCAGCAACACCAAGGCCAUCACCAGCAGCAGGCCUCGAUAUCCCAGCCGCGCACCACAAAGGGCAAAUACUCAUUGACCGACUUUGACAUCCUCAGAACACUCGGCACCGGUAGUUUCGGCCGAGUCCACCUCGUCCAGUCCAAGCACAACCAGCGUUUCUACGCCAUCAAGGUCUUGAAAAAGGCACAGGUUGUCAAGAUGAAGCAGGUAGAGCACACCAACGACGAGCGUCGCAUGCUCAGCGAUGUCAAGCACCCCUUCCUCAUCACCCUCUGGGGAACUUUCCAGGACUGGAAGAACCUAUACAUGGUCAUGGACUUUGUUGAAGGUGGCGAGCUCUUUUCCCUAUUGAGAAAAUCCGGGCGUUUCCCCAACCCCGUUGCCAAGUUUUAUGCUGCCGAAGCCACCCUGGCGCUCGAGUACAUGCACUCGAAAAACAUCAUUUACAGAGAUUUGAAGCCGGAAAACUUGCUACUUGAUCGUCAUGGGCAUCUCAAGAUCACCGACUUUGGUUUUGCCAAGCGUGUCCCAGACAAGACAUGGACGCUCUGCGGCACUCCCGAUUAUUUGGCCCCCGAAGUCGUUUCCAACAAGGGCUACAACAAGUCUGUAGACUGGUGGUCUCUUGGCAUCCUCAUCUACGAAAUGCUGUGCGGCUACACGCCAUUUUGGGAUAGCGGCUCACCAAUGAGAAUAUAUGAGAACAUUCUCAAGGGCAAAGUUAAAUAUCCCGCAUAUGUAAACGCAGAUGCCCAAAAUCUGCUCGAACGACUCAUCACAGCAGAUCUGACCAAGAGGCUUGGCAACCUCUACGGUGGCCCCGCCGAUGUCAAGAACCACCCGUGGUUCGCUGAAGUCACCUGGGAUCGAUUGGCUAGAAAGGACAUUGACGCGCCGUACACGCCGCCAGUCAAGGCUGGCACGGGCGACGCAAGCCAGUUUGACAGAUAUGCAGAGGAUCCGGAUGGCUACGGUCACGCCGGUGGAAACGAUGAUUACGGUCACUUGUUCGCCGAGUUUUGA